AUGUUUAAAUCAGCAGUGCACAAUCUGGAAGAAUCAUCGAAGGAACAAGUACAAGAGUUCCUAAAUUCUUUUGAUACAGUCUUGUCAGAUUGUGACGGAGUACUAUGGAUUAAUAAUAAUGCUAUACCUGGAUCAGCUGAUGUUAUAAAUUAUUUUAGAAAAUUGGGAAAGAGAGUAUUCUAUGUUACCAAUAAUUCAACGAAAGUACGAGCAGAUUUUGCUCUUAAAGCGCAAGAAUUAGGCUUCAUUGCUGAACCGGAAGAAAUUUUAUCAACAGCUUAUUUAGUGGCUCAUUAUUUGAAGGGUAUUGGAUUUAAGAAAAAAGUGUAUCUAAUUGGUUCCAAUGGUGUUGGUGAUGAAUUGAAAGCUGUGGGCAUUAGGCAUAUAGGAAUUGGGCCAGACCAAGUAAAGGCAGAUUUCAAGUCUAUGACGCAGUCAGACUUAGAUCCAGAGGUUGGUGCAGUAGUGGUGGGAUUUGAUGAGCAUGUGAGCUAUCCUAAAUUUAUGAAGGCUGCAUCAUAUCUAGCUAAUGAUGAAUGCCUAUUUGUAGCAACAAAUACUGAUGAACGGUUUCCUAAAUCAUCUACUAUCAUUGUUCCUGGCACUGGCACUUUAGUAAGAGCAGUUGAAACAUGCUCAGAAAGAAAAGCUCUGGUUUUAGGCAAACCAAAUGACUAUGUAAGAAAGUUCCUGGAGUCAUUUGGGCUUGAUCCAGCAAGGACUUUGAUGAUUGGUGAUAGGUGUAAUACAGAUAUUGAAUUUGGCGUUCGCUGUGGUUUCCAGACACUUCUAGUUUUGACUGGUGUCACUUCUACGAAAGACUUAGAAAAGAUUCGAAGUGAGCAAAAAGAGCCUCUCCCUGACGUAGUUUUGCCCAAGCUGGGGAAUUUGCUUAAUUUAGUAUCAUAA
Pieris macdunnoughi is the source of this 909-nucleotide messenger RNA. The record is from the annotation of a GenBank genome assembly. NCBI's taxonomy places the organism in Eukaryota, Metazoa, Arthropoda, Insecta, Lepidoptera, Pieridae.